Molecule: messenger RNA, 1041 nt
Organism: Camelina sativa (false flax)
Lineage: Eukaryota; Viridiplantae; Streptophyta; Magnoliopsida; Brassicales; Brassicaceae
Source: RefSeq, a predicted model, not a curated record
ACAUAUACAUUGCACUCAGUCUAGACAGAGAGAGAUAGAGAGAAAGAUGGGUACUAAAACGGAAAUGAUGGAGAGAGACGCAAUGGCUACCGUGGCUCCUUACGCGCCGGUCACUUACCAUCGCCGUGCUCGUGUUGACUUGGAUGAUAGACUUCCUAAACCUUAUAUGCAGAGUUAUGUAUUAUAUAUGUAUGGAAUGCGUGUAGAUAUGCCGAGAGCAUUGCAAGCACCAGACAGAGAACAUCCUUACGGAACCCCAGGCCAUAAGAAUUACGGACUUAGUGUUCUCCAGCAACAUGUCGCCUUCUUUGAUAUCGAUGAUAAUGGCAUUAUCUACCCUUGGGAGACCUACUCUGGACUGCGAAUGCUUGGUUUCAAUAUCAUCGGGUCGCUUAUAAUAGCUGCUGUUAUCAACUUGGCCCUUAGCUAUGCUACUCUUCCGGGAUGGUUACCUUCACCUUUCUUCCCUAUAUACAUACACAACAUACACAAGUCGAAGCAUGGAAGUGACUCGCAAACAUAUGACAAUGAAGGAAGGUUUAUGCCGGUGAAUCUUGAGUUGAUAUUUAGCAAAUAUGCAAAAACCUUGCCAGACAAGUUGAGUCUUGGGGAACUAUGGGAGAUGACAGAAGGAAAUCGUGAUGCGUGGGACAUUUUCGGAUGGAUUGCUGGCAAAGUGGAGUGGGGACUGUUGUACUUGCUAGCGAGGGAUGAAGAAGGGUUUUUGUCAAAAGAAGCAAUUAGGCGGUGUUUCGAUGGCAGCUUGUUCGAGUACUGCGCCAAGAUCUACGCUGGUAUCAGUGAAGACAAGACAGCAUACUACUAAAGGUAUCCUUUACGUUAAGGAAUUGAUCGACGCUUUAGGCUAAUAAUCGAUCCAUGUUAAGAGAUCUAUGUUUGUUCUUUUUCCAAAUCUGUAUGGUAAAGUAUAUGUUGCAGCUUAUAUAGAUAAGCUUGUGUGUCCUGUUGCGUUAGUCUGUUUGUAUCAACCUUUUUUCAAUUUAAAAGAAAUAUAUACAACCAAAAGUGUAUUGAAAUAUA